GUAAUCUAGAUGAUGUGUCAGAGGCUGAAACAGCAUCGUCGGACGCCGAUGAAUCUGGGAAGGAAAGUGAUUAAAUCGGUAUUGGCGAGACCAGUAUGGCACCAGAGCACUCACCCGAAGAUACACAAUCUCCGCCGCAUGUAUGACUGCAAUUUAUCUUACUACAGCAUAGGGUAUACACGGCAGCACAGGAAAAAUUUAUGAGGCUGUUAUCAUGUAUUUAACCACAACUUUUUUUUGUUCGCACAUCUUUCAAUACAACAGCAUAGAACAACCUCAGCUGAGUUGGCGAAGAGUGAAGCCAAUGAGCUUGUUGUCACCAUCAAGUACUUGGUUGCGGGUGGAGUUGCGGGGGCGGUGUCACGGACUGUUGUAUCGCCGUUCGAGCGGGCCAAGAUUCUCAUCCAGGUGAGCGCAACGGGUAAUGCGGGGGUGAGCGAUACAAUCAAGCGCAUGUAUCAGACUGAUGGGUUUGCCGGGUUCUUCAAAGGGAAUGGUAUCAACAUACUGCGAAUGAUCCCUUACACCGGUAUACAGAUCUCGGCAUACGAGAGCUACAAAAGGGUUUUCUCCUCCGACGAAGCUGAGCUCUCCUCACCGCUGCGACUGACCAGUGGCGCGCUCGCGGGCAUGACCGCGGCUGUGCUCACUUAUCCUUUAGACAUCAUACGCACACGCAUGACGUUGUACUCCAUUGCGGACACUUCGAGUGUUGUCAGUGGCACGGGGUUGGGUUCUGGCGGCGCUCUGGUGGCUCCUACAAGAUAUAACAGUGUGUACGACUGUGGCCAAAAAAUCAUGUACGAAAGUGGGGACUACGCCGGUCGGAGUGUUACAGAACUGAAAAGAAACGGCCAGAAAGGCAGCCCCGCCAUGCUGUUUCGAGGCCUGACUCCCUCCAUGCUAGGGGUGAUGCCGUAUGUGGCGCUAAAUUUCGCAUUGUACGAGGUGCUGAAAGUGUCCGCUGGAACCCUGAGCGGAGCAGACCCCCAUGCAGAAAUGGGAGUGGGUACGAGGUUGACAUGUGCUGCGUUAGCUGGAGCCCUAUCACAGACAGUAACGUAUCCUUUGGAUGUUAUCAAGAGGCGAAUGCAAGUGAUGGAGAUGAGCAGCAGUAGGUAUCACUAUACAGGAGUACUAGAUGCUUUCAAGACCAUCAAAAGAUCAGAAUCAUGGCGAGGCUUAUAUCGGGGACUACUCGCGAAUUACAUCAAGGUGGUGCCAUCAAUCACAGCCAGCUACUUCACGUACGAAUACUGCAAGAGACUGUUAUUAGUCUAGAAAUCCAUUUUCGGUGCCCAGUUACGGGUGUACGAAUCUCAAAUUAGUAAAAUUGAAUGUCAAGGCUUGACUGAGGAGUCAUCGAA
Molecule: messenger RNA, 1367 nt
Organism: Sphaeroforma arctica JP610
Lineage: Eukaryota; Ichthyosporea; Ichthyophonida
Exons: 6
Coding region: 454-1281 (275 amino acids)
Biological process (GO): transmembrane transport
Source: RefSeq, a predicted model, not a curated record